GGUUGUUUUUUUGAGGAUAUCACAUCAAGACACUGCAAACAUGGUUGAGAAGUUUGUUGGGACGUGGAAGAUGAUUUCCAGCGAGAACUUUGACGACUACAUGAAAGCAAUUGGUGUGGGAUUUGCGACCCGGCAGGUGGGGAAUCGGACCAAACCCAAUUUGGUAGUGACCGUGGACGAGCAAGGGAUUGUAUGCAUGAAGUCUCAGAGCACCUUCAAAACUACCGAAAUUAAGUUCAAGCUCAACGAGCCGUUUGAAGAGACGACCGCCGACGACAGAAAGACAAGGACCGUGGUGACUCUGGAGAACGGCAAACUUGUGCAGAAACAAAGCUGGGACGGCAAAGAAACUAAUAUCGAGAGGGAGAUCGCAGAUGGGAAAUUGAUAGCGAAAUGCAUAAUGGGAGACGUGGUCGCGGUGAGGAUGUAUGUAAAGGAGGCAUGAGGGAGUCCCUUCAGCCCUCUCUCGUCGGAUGCAUUGCUGGAUGACAGGCUCAGUUCAAUGAGCGUAAUACCAAACUAAAGUAAUGGCGUGUUCUGCUCCUCCUAUUCUUUAUCUUCGCUGUGUUGCCAAAAAUAAAUUUCUGUGCCUCCGUUCUCCAACAUGACACAUUUGGUUUCAUUUGGAAUUGUUGUGGUGAUUUGAAUAAAAAUGAAAUUUGUCAAA
Messenger RNA from Micropterus dolomieu (smallmouth bass), 667 nucleotides. RefSeq names its product fatty acid binding protein 4a (gene fabp4a). Gene Ontology annotation, cellular component: cytosol; nucleus. Gene Ontology annotation, biological process: fatty acid transport. The record is from RefSeq and is a predicted model, not a curated record. Gene Ontology annotation, molecular function: fatty acid binding. Lineage: Eukaryota; Metazoa; Chordata; Actinopteri; Centrarchiformes; Centrarchidae.